CGUUUUCAACAAUCCACCACCACCAGCUGUUAUGUCAAACAGCUGGACGGAGAAGGCAAAAGAUAAGCAACAGUAGGACGUCGCGUUUCUCAAACAAAAGUCUUUAUCUGGUGAGGCGGCAGGAUGGCGGGAGCAGAGGUGCACACCCCUGCGAACCCAACCUGCAAGAUUAUGACCUUCAGGCCCACCAUGGAGGAAUUCAGGGACUUCAACCAGUACCUGGUUUAUAUGGAGUCUCAGGGUGCACAUCGUGCAGGCCUGGCUAAGGUGAUUCCUCCUAAGGGCUGGAAGCCUCGUCGUACCUAUGAUGACAUAGAUGAUCUGAUGAUCCAUGCUCCUAUUCAACAAAUGGUGGCUGGCCAGUCAGGACUCUUCACUCAAUAUAACAUCCAGAAGAAGCCCCUUAGUGUGCAGGAGUUCAGACGACUUGCCAACAGUGACAACUACUGUACACCUCGAUACCUGAACUAUGAAGACCUUGAAAGGAAAUACUGGAAGAAUCUCACCUUUGUCUCACCCAUAUAUGGAGCUGAUGUCAGCGGGAGCCUCUAUGAUGAAGAUGUAGAGGAGUGGAACAUUGGCCACCUGAACUCUAUCUUGGAUGUUAUUGAGGAGGACUGUGGGGUGUCCAUCCAGGGGGUCAACACACCUUAUCUGUACUUUGGCAUGUGGAAGACCUCCUUUUCUUGGCACACAGAGGACAUGGACCUGUACAGCAUCAACUACCUCCACUUUGGAGAGCCCAAGUCUUGGUAUGCAAUCCCACCUGAGCACGGGAAGAGACUGGAGCGUCUGGCUACAGGUUUCUUUCCUAAUAGCUUCAAAGGUUGCGAGGCUUUUCUUCGUCACAAGAUGACUCUGAUCUCUCCUUCCGUGCUGAAAAAAUAUGGCAUUCCCUUUGAUAAGAUUACUCAGGAAGCUGGAGAGUUCAUGAUCACCUUCCCCUAUGGCUAUCACGCUGGCUUCAACCAUGGCUUCAAUUGUGCAGAGUCCACCAACUUUGCUAGCGUCCGCUGGAUAGACUACGGCAAAAUUGCAACACAGUGCACGUGCAGUAAGGACAUGGUAAAGAUCUCCAUGGAACCCUUUGUAAAGCGCUUUCAGCCUGACCGAUACGCUAACUGGAUGAUCGGGAAGGACUCUGCAUCCAUUGACCACACCCUUGCUACUCCUAGUACAACACCUGAACUCCAAAGUUGGUUGCAGAGGCGCUCCAAGGCUAAACCUGUCAAUAAAGGUGGCACCCACUCUCGUAUGCGCUCCAAGCGUCUGAGAACCACCGAGGAGCCUGUUGCUCUACAACAUAGCUCAGUCCUGGAUAGCUGUAAGAGGGAUGGCCUAGAUGGUCCACUUGGGCCUAAGGUGCGGCGAUCCCUAGGACAAACAACCUGCAGUGAUGAAGAAGACGAGGAAAAAGAGGAGCCCGAGUCUAAGUACAACCAAAAUGAGAGUUCUAUAGAUCUUACUGGUGCUUGCCGGCAGAUGUGUGUGGUGAAGGUGAAUCGUGUAGCAAGUGAGAGUUUUGGCUUUUCCAACAUGGAGUCAUCCCAAAACGCUAACUCGAACCCCUCUUCUUCCCCUGUCUCACUGGAUAACAAAGACUCAGGGGCAGAGAUAACCUCUCAUAAUAACUCCCAAGACCUUUCUCGUUCAGAGGUCAAGGGUGUCACUGCUGAGGAUCCACAGCAUAGGUCCCAGCCCAUCCAGACUCUUGAUGGAAUUGAUGUGCCAGGCCCUCUCUCUCCUGAACAACAAAACAUCUCAGUCCAUCAAGGCUACUCCAUGGAGGUCACACAUCAGGAGACCGAUGACCUGGGCCCAUCAUCCCACACAGCAGGCAGUCUGGAGACGGACUUCCAUCCUCCUGUCUCUCAGGUGCAGACAUCCUGUACCUCAUGUAAAGAGGAGGCUUCAAGCCUAACAUCAAGCACUGACGUGGAGUGCAUAGAGACAGGUUCAGAGAUUAACACAAAUAACACUGUUAAAAUAGAAACAAUGGACUCGGCUAACCCAGUGCACUUCAGUCAGCCCUCCACCACAAAAAUAAUUUAUGGUCCUAUCGUUGAACCAGUAGAUGGAAGUAACAAUGCCUCUAGUAGCUCCAUCCCCUCAGCAGGAGACCAGUGUAGCAUAGAAAACAGCAGCAGUGAGGAAAAUGUUUUUCCUUCUCUGUUGCACAGUAAUGGAGUAGAUAUGCCACGCCUCACCCCUGAGCUGGCAGGAGAUAGGGUUGAAGCCUGCCCCCUGCCACCUGUUCUAAUGCAAGAGAUGCCCUCACUCACCCUUGCUGAUGAUUGCCUAUCUGAAGUCCCAGUGUCGAGAUCACGCUCUCACCAGGUGGCACCCGUGCUUCAGCGGGAAAUGCCAACUGACUCUGGGUCCUUCUGUGGAGUUCAAUGGGAAGGAAAAGAAAAUGACAUAAAGACCACAAGGGAGACUCUCUCUCUAGAACAAGCCAGCAACUGGCAUUCAGAUUCUUCCCGGUGUAACCACAAAGGGCCUGUAAUGGACGAUUCUGCAGUAAGCACGGCUAAUUUGACAAGUGAUGCCAUGCAGAAAAUGUCUGAUGAUGGUCUCCAUAAAAUGAGAACAAUGCCAGAAGUGGCUGGAGAGGAGGAUUGUACAAAGUUGGGAAGCCUUAUCCCUGUUGAAAGCAUUGCUACCACUAGCCAGCCAGUUUGCACUGCUACUUUUCAAACAGAAGAGCAGCCUAAACAAGCAACGUUAACAGCUAAGGAAAUUACCAAUGACCCACCUCAAAGAGAGAACACAUUCAGCCAUAGCUUUGUGGGCUCUCUUUUGACCUCUAUCUCUAACCAAAAUUCUCUGGCUCCCUCUAUUUCAUCCUGCAGUCAGAACAACAGCAACACAACCCUACAACUCCAUCAAAUGGAUGAGACAUAUCUCAACUCCCAUAUGUACACACCUUCCCACUGUAAUUCCCAGAGCCUCUACAUGGAACCCAAACCCUUUUCCAGCAGUAUUUGGAAAAACCUCAAUUCCCCGAGUCCUGCAGUGCUCAUUCAGAGCCUCCACCCAGAGCUCCCUUCUGACUUCACCCAUGAUCCCCUGCCUUACACUAUGUGGACUGAACCACAGUGCAAAGAGGUCACAGACCCGGAUGAUCCACACCAACACCUCUGUAACUCAGACAAGCGGGAGGAUGGCGAUGGGCCUCUUACCUGGGCCCAGCUGGAACCCACUUCUUUAGUGUCAGCUGGUGCUGUGGAGCCACUGGGGCUCUCUGGAGAAUAUGAGCUCCACAGAGUGGAAGUGGAGGCUGCUGAAGCCCUGACAUUGUGCAGGGAGCUGGGGAGGGUAAGGGAGGCAGAUGAUUGCGUUAACCCAGACACUCCAGGUUCUCCACUGACACUUGUCAGAGGGCAUCCAGAGGGGGUCUCUGACACAGAAGAACGGGCCUCAGAGGAGGAGGAAGAAGAAGAGGAGGAGGAAGAAGAGCAAGAGCAGCAGAGUAGUGCCAAAGGGGACAGCAGUAGUGACUCAUCAGAGGAGGAAGAAGAGGAAGACAAUGAUACAAGUGACUAUGAAUGUUGUGACCCUGGGCUGGAACCUGGAGAGGUUUGUGCUUACCCUGGUUUGUCGGCGAAGAUGACCAGUAAGAGCUGGCGUCACCCAUUGAGGAAACCUACUGCCAGGGCUGUGCCCACUGCUGUUAAACAACAGGCAACCAGCGAUGAUGAGCCCCCCGAGUCAAGCCUGGUGGAAGGUGAGGAGCAGGAAGUGGAGGCAUGGGCUAAGCACCUCCUUUUCUUGUGGCAGAGCAGGAAGAGCUACUUCACGGCUGAGAGGGAGUACAACGCCAAUGCAGCUACCGUGCAGCCAUACUGUGCUGUUUGCACACUCUUCAUGCCAUAUUAUCAGCCUGAAGACAAAGCAGAGGACAGUAGGCCUGUUGCAACUGUGGCCCCUGUCUUGUCCCAAGCCUGCUCUCUUUCAGAGCACCCUACGUAUCAUAAAGUAGGACUGAGAAGAACUAAGCCUCUAGUACCAGAGAUCUGCUUCUCCUUCCGGGAACAAAACUGCCCUCCAACUCCCACCAACCCACUGUUGCAAGAAGAUGGCACGUCACCUUUACUUUACUGCCAGGGCUGCUGUCUCCAAGUCCAUGCAAGUUGCUAUGGUGCUGCUGCAGAUGCCGUCAUUGAACAGUGGUCAUGUGAUCGCUGUACGGAAGGAAACUUAAAAGCGGAAUGUUGUCUAUGCAACCUGAGGGGGGGUGCUUUAAAGAAAACCACAGAUGACAAUUGGGCCCAUGUGAUGUGUGCAAUAGCUCUGCCGGAGGCAAGAUUCAGGGAUGAAGCCAAGAGGGGUCCUAUCGACACCAGUAGGAUUCCCAUGCAGAGAUACAAACUGAAGUGUAUCUACUGUCGUAAGCGGUUUGCAGGGAAGAGGCAGGCAGGGGCGUGUAUACAGUGCUCUUGUGGCCGAUGUCCCACCUCCUUCCAUGUAACCUGUGCCCAUGCUGCUGGGGUCACCAUGGAGCCUGAUGAUUGGCCAUAUGUUGUGUCAAUCACCUGCCACAGACACCAUUCACGGGGCUCAUCAGCUAAGCAGCGUGCAUGCCAGGCGACCAUCUCACUGGGCCAGAUGGUGAUCUCCAAACACAAGAACUUGCGCUACUACAGCUCCAAGGUCACCCAGAUCACCUCGCAGACCUUCUAUGAGGUCAUGUUUGAUGACGGCUCCUUCUCUAAUGACACCUACCCAGAAGAUAUAGUGAGCAGAGACUGUGUAAACCUGGGUCCUCCUGAAGUGGGUGAGGCUGUUCAAGUGAAGUGGCCCGAUGGACUGUUCUACGGAGCCAAAUACCUUGGAUCUAACAUCUCCCAUAUGUACCAGGUGGAGUUUGAGGAUGGUUCUCAGGUGCUGGCGAAGAGAGAAGAUGUCUACGCUUUGGAUGAAGACCUGCCUAGAAAGGUGAAGGGUAGACUUUCCACCGCAUCCAGCAUGCGUUUCCAGGACGCCUUCUUCACCACACAGGGUGAAAGGAAGAGGCAGAGAACACCAAAUUCUCGGUUUCAGAAAGACUAUGUGGCCCUGCCAGGCAGCCGCAUAACCGGCAAAAGCACAUGUGAACUACGCAGCCCCAAAGGGAAGUGAUGCGAUGGACAGGGAAAAGCAGAAACAAUGGAAAAGCUGAGGAACAGUGAGAAACGAAUGCAUUGAGAACACAGUGGGUGUGAAUAGCAGGAUGUGUGCAUGCAUUUGCACUCGUGUAUACUUGUGCGUGUGUCCAUCGGAUCCACUUCGAUCUUAACAACUAUUGAUAGCUGAUGCAACAACCAGGUCAACCGAAUAAAGGAACAUUUUUUUUGUCGAACGCGAAGUGAACGGAUGUUUUGAUUCAGUGGGACAUGAAUGGCACCUGUAAUCUUUGUGUUGUCAGUCCAUUGGGGGGGGGGGGGUUUAAAGUUGGAGAAGAAAUAUGGUUUGACUGAGGAGCUGUAAAAUAGUUAAAUAGAGUACAUUGUGGCCUGUAGUUGCCAAGUGCUUUCAGGUUUGUCAGGGAAUUCAAAAGGAGAAAAAAAACAAACACAACUUGUAUUUGUCACAUCAGUCUUUUUGGACUAAAUAAUGAAUCUUUUUUCCUCUGUACAGGAUAAAUUAAAAUGUUUAAGAUUUUUCUAAAUUGCUCAUCCACAAUAGCUUUUUUGGGGGGGGGGUCCUUUAUUGUUAUCAUGCACUUUGCAAGUGGUUUUUUUCUUAUUCUGUGCUACUGUUUCCUCUCCUCGUGUUAGACAACAUCGCCUCCGGCUUCUACAGAGUUAUGUCCCAAUAAGCUACCAUGCUGUCUUCUCCUUGCAUAUUUUUUUUCCUGAUCAAUAGUAACCGAAAGUGUGAGUAGAGAUCCAAAUGGAAAUUUUAUUGGUGAUUUUCAAACCUGCGUGUGUUCGAUAACCUGAUUGACGGCUCCACCUAUCAGUCACUUUCCAAGCAAAAGGAGGUGAAGCGAGGAGAGCAGGCUAGAAUCUCUGCCCUGUUGACAUGUGAACACAUGAUGCUACUGUGGCUGUGUUGAAUGAAAACACAUUGUUGAAAUUAUUUAAAUUUACAAUCCCUAUUUAUUUUUGGCUUGCUCAAUAGAUGAAGUAUCGCGUUCUGCUGUAAGAAAAAAUGAAAUAAAAGGUUUUUUUCACGAAA
This is a messenger RNA of Lampris incognitus (smalleye Pacific opah), 6162 nucleotides long. It is a transcript of the gene kdm4c, whose product is annotated as lysine (K)-specific demethylase 4C. NCBI's taxonomy places the organism in Eukaryota, Metazoa, Chordata, Actinopteri, Lampriformes, Lampridae. The transcript is spliced from 22 exons. The coding region runs from base 124 to 5121 and encodes 1665 amino acids. Gene Ontology annotation, biological process: chromatin remodeling. The record is from RefSeq and is a predicted model, not a curated record. Gene Ontology annotation, molecular function: histone H3K36 demethylase activity; histone H3K9 demethylase activity. Gene Ontology annotation, cellular component: nucleus.